AUGUAACUAUAACUGCAUGUUUACAUGCAGUUGUACCUAUAGUUGGUAAACAUGAAUAGUAGCCCAUCACUCAAUGAGGGAGGUUACGACUACAAGUUCAUAGAAAAACCUGCAGACUCUCUCAAGUGUCUCAUCUGUCUGCUAGUAGUUAGGGAGCCACAACAACAUGGCGGCUGUGGGAAGUUAUUCUGUAAAGUGUGUAUUGACAAGCACACACUCCUAAGAAAUACCUGCUGUCCACACUGCAGGCAGCCAUUAAAUAACUCAAAUGGCUUUCCAACCAUCUUCAAUGAUUUCCGAAGUGAUCAAGAGGUCAAAUCUCUAAUGGUGUACUGCAACACUGCUUGCGGUUGGAAAGGAGAGCUGGGAUCACUCGAUAAUCACAAGCAGAAAGACUGUGAGAACACGGCAGUCUUUUGCGAAAACAAUUGUGGUGAAAUAAAUAUUAUUCGAAAGAAUCUCAAGGCCCACCUCGAGUCCAAGUGUCCUAAUCGACUACACAAAUGCCCUGACUGUGGUGCAAACAACCAGUACAAAAACCAACAAGUUCAUACCAAAUUACAUUGCCCCAAGCGAUCGUAUUCUUGUGUUCAUUGUGGUGAAAACGGCUGCUUUGAUGAGCGUACUUCUACACAUUUGAAGGUUUGCCCCAAGAUGAUAAUUGCAUGUAAAAAGUGCACACAACGUAUCCUGCGCUGCCAGCUGCCAACUCAUCCAAAAGAAUGCACGUUUGAACCAGUGCCCUGUAAAUAUGCUGCAGUCGGGUGCAAAGUUCGACCUCUACGCAAAUACCUCAAGAAGCACGAGGAUGAUGACCAACUACACCUUCGAGUUACCACAGAAACAGUGCUCGAGCUAAAGAAAAUGCUUCCCAAACCCGUUGCCCCAGUUACAUGCAGAGUUACAGAUUUUGACGAGCACAAAAAGGCCAAUCGUAUAGUCCACAGUCCUCCGUUCUACACUUCCACAACUGGGUACAAAAUGUGCUUAAGAAUAGAUGCCAACGGCAAUGACACUGGCGAAGGCACACAUGUCUCUGUGUUUACUUGCCUCAUGGCAGGAGAAUAUGAUGACUACCUGGCCUGGCCAUUCACUGGGACGGUUACCAUCAAGCUUCUAAAUCAGCUAGAGAAUCAGAGCCAUUAUCUAAAAACGUUUAAAAUACCAGCAGACAAUGAAGCCAGUCAGAGAGUGGUUGAUGGUGAUAGAGGGCCGGGAUAUGGCCACCUUAAGUUCAUCUCCCACGCUGACAUCGCUCACAAGCCUCGUAAAAACAUUCAGUACCUCAAAGACGACAUUCUAAUAUUUCGAGUAUCUGCAGAAGCUCCUGACUACAAGCCAUGGCUAGAGUGUACUCAGUUUGUGUAUACGUAGUGGCGUUAUUACAUAUAUAGGACAACUAAAGUUUUAACUAAUAGUUGACAAACGUGUACAAUAUAUCGUGUCUGUUCAACUAACAAAGCCUGCACAACUGAAGUGGUAUACAUGUACAUGAACUAGCGGUCAAAUAUUAUGU
Molecule: messenger RNA, 1516 nt
Organism: Halichondria panicea
Lineage: Eukaryota; Metazoa; Porifera; Demospongiae; Suberitida; Halichondriidae
Product: TNF receptor-associated factor 4-like
Exons: 2
Coding region: 52-1374 (440 amino acids)
Biological process (GO): tumor necrosis factor-mediated signaling pathway; protein K63-linked ubiquitination; regulation of apoptotic process
Molecular function (GO): zinc ion binding; protein binding
Source: RefSeq, a predicted model, not a curated record